CUGAUUCAUCGCCAUCCGAAGAAAAAGUAAAGUUUCUUUGUAACCGUUAUCAAAUUAAAUCUGAUGCAACAUCUACACCGUCACAAUUAACGCGGACUGAAAAAAUUUGUAAUUUUUUUAUUGGGCAAUUAUUUGCCACGGUGCAUUCGUACAUUCGCAACACAAAAAAGUAAAAAAUCGAUCUACGAGUAGGAUGGGAGCGUCUGCGCUGUAGUUGCCGGCCGGCUCUUUGAUUUAUCGAUCAAAUUUUAACCUAAGUUCGUGCACGGACUGGAAAACAGAGUGAUGUGCCGCGUAUUUUAUUGUGGUGCAUCUACAUUCUACGGACUACUUGUAAAAUUAAUGCAAGGGUUGUACUGUAUAUGUAUCUGCGUUCUGUACGUACACUCAGUUCGCCAAACGUUGCCCCAUCAGGAUUCUCAUGUCACAGAUGUUGUACUUACUGCACAGCUAUGCUGCAGCUGAUAAAUAUCGUAAUACGAACACUUUAGUUGCGCAAUCUUCCGGUUUCUUCCCAUACCCAGUAUAUUCAGGGUCGUUCAGUGGUGAUGCCGCGCGCAGUGCGCCUUUCAACAGUCCGCUGUUUAUCAAUGAGCAGCUUAUCCCACAAUAUUACAGGAAGGCUCGUGCAGUGGACUGCAGAGACUACGCGGCGCAAGUCGCCUACGUACUCCCCAAGGAUCCAGUUUUACAAUCCACACAGAAGCAUGCACUGGUUGUGUACUACAUGCAUGUGCGCUGCAAUGUGCACAGUCUUAAAGCACCUUUAUGAAAGUUAGUGCUCUAAGUUACGAUGGAUCUGCGUAAUCAAAAUUGUAGAUUCCUACUUGCAACCUCUGCUUCAAUGUAUCUGAUCCGUUAAUUAUAUAGUGGUAUUAAUUUAAUUAAGUAUCGUGCUAACUGCUAAUGCGUUGAACCGUUAACGGCAUGGUAUUGUGAAUUUUUGUUAUAUAUAUAAUACUUUAUCUUUUCGACUGUAGCACUUCUAGUGCAUACGUACAGCUAAUCGAUCAUCUUCCGUUAUAUCUAUAUGUAAUUAAUACGGGAUUUUUGUAAAGGUCAGGGCUGUGGACCAGUUUCCGGUUAGAUAAUAAAUAAUACGGCUGCGUAUCAUGCCAGCAUUAUUGUUGAUUAACGACAAUAUCAAGUCGUGCAAAUGACCCUAUAAUAUGCCGUGCGGGAUGACAUUUGCUAGCCAGCUCAAAACUGUGAGAUCAUUUCCCUAUUAGGCAUAUUAUUAAUCUCUUGUCAGAUCUACGCAUUCAUGGAUCUCAGCUCAUGCAAUAUAUCUGUUAAUCGCGCACGCAAACGGACUAACAGAUUCUGCGACUUCAACACCGAAGUGGCCAUAUUGCGGAAUGGGCAUGUGGUUUUUACCAAAAACGGGAUCGUUGAGUCAUAUAAUUUCAUGUGCUCGCUCAUGUGAUGAUCCGAACACGAAUCGCAUUUGCAAAGCAUCCCGUUGACUACAUUGGUGCAUAUCCAUAUAAUAUUGUAACACGAUGCUCCUCGAUGUUCCCUUCGAUAACAUCGACACUGCAGUGGAUGAGGAUGUGGAACGCACCAGCUCCGAUGAUGCACUGUGCCCGAUUGAUGUAAUAAAAAACAUCAUCGGCGUGCUGAAAACCAACGGUACACUGCCGACACUUACCAACAUCUAUCAUGCCUUAUUGGCAUCCCAUCAAUCGGCGGAGACGGUGUUUUUCAAAUCGGUACGCGCCAGCCUCUACGCAGCCGUACGUGAUGGUUAUCUCGUACAGCAAAUCAUCGAAGCCGUCAAUAGUGAUGAUGCCGCUAAUCAGCGCGAAACACACUUGGCAUUUAGUAGUCCAUCCUCAUUAUGCCGAUCGACUCCCAGUCCCGGUAAUAAUACUGCGGUUGAACAGCUGGAUGAUUUAAUCGCGCGUCUGACACCUAAGACUCCUCCGCAAACGGAGACGUUUUAUUCUACUACUUCCGGUGGUGUGUUAGCCUGUCAGGGCGCUGCGGAUUACACGGGUGCACCUGUUCCCGAAAUGGCGCUGCAAUAUGGCGGUGAUGUUGUCAGUGGUGCUGAAUCCUUCUUUGCAGUGUCGUCAACCGCAACUUGUGAAUUUAAUUAUGAUACUUAUUUGGCUCCUGGUGAUCAUGAAGUGGAUAUAAGCUCACAGUAUAACCCCUUCGCAUUUAACGAUAAUAUUGUCAUGGAUGCCCUAAACACGUUGGAUCAUGAUAUAUCCCAACACUCAUCAGUGGUCAAGCAGGAAAAGGAAAAUAUUGACUAUUUUGGACUGCUUAAUCAGUACAAUAUGCUUCGUGACGAUGCUGUGGAAAAUACUGGCAUCAAAACCGAACCGAAGUCUUCGCCAGUCUCUUAUAAUCCUGCUACUCAGUUUAAUUACGAUCAGCAUUUCCCUGCGCCUGAUAACAACCACUUCGAUCAGAAUAUUUAUUCGUCGAACGUUAAAUUAGGAGACCUUUUAGACUUCACAGCAUCCAGAACGGGAUUUAGCAAUACACAGAAUACGUUUUGUAAUUUCACUACUAAUCAGUUACAGACUAAUUGUUUGUCGCCUCAAAACAACCAAAGCGUGAGUAAUGUAAACGGGUUUAUUAACGGCAACAUUGUUUCACCGAUGCAUGUGCAAGAUGGUCAGCCGGCAAUUUUCCCAAGUACAGAAUACCACAACAACGGGACCCCUGGAUUGCAGUACUCUUCUGAUGUUCGCGAACAGCAGUAUUCUAGUAAUACAUCGUCUGAGAAAGCUGAUACUCCGCAUGCACGUAGCGAUAAAAGCGGCGGAAGCGAACAGUCGGGAGCAGACUCCAAUCAAUACCAGGAUCUCAGCGAAGCCUUGCUGGCCAAUUUGAUCUGCAAUUUUCCUCCUCAAAAGCGGUUGCUAUAUGAAGCCAUUUACGUUGUCUUGCGCGACGUGAAACAGCCACUGGGUGGACAUACAAUGGUCAGCUUUGUCCGUGUCAAAUGCAAAUUUCUGGAAACUACUACCGCCGGCUUACUCAAUUCCGUUGGGAGAGUUUUAGAGGAAUUUGUUACGACUGGAAUCGCUCGCACAACACCUGAAGGACUGUACACACUUGCUGUUCCCUGUGGUAAUGCCCCUGCGACCGCCUUUACCAAACCACAAAAAUAUACGGAAUUGCCGGUGGAGAAAGUGACAGUCAAAGCCAAACAUGUUCCUUCUCACAACUACACAAAUUUGGUGCCACAGUUUAAUGGCGGCCUACAAUCUCUACCAGCCAACGGAAGUGCCCAAAAUUAUGAGAGUUCUCCUGGUAACAACAGCGCUUUAUUCGCGGCAUCCGCAAUGCAGUCUAACGGUUAUAAGCGAACAGGGGAAGCAUCUAGUUGUGGGAUACGUCCGACGUUUGUGCCAACUGGGCCAACAUCAUCUGGCUCACCGUUGCAGAGAGUACCGGUACCCAUACAGAUGGGAAAUGUGAGCCGUAACCUGCCUGAAAACCCACUCGGAAGUGAUGGUCUAAAGAAUUACUUCAGUAUACCUGCUGUAAAUGAUGUAAUUCGAAAGAAUGCCGGCAAUGCAUAUUUUGCUAACACUGCUACAACAAACCAUUCGGGAAUACAGCAGCAUAUCGGCAAUGUUAGUGGUGCACCGGCCAACAAAUCCAAAAUCAGUCGCAGCUCGGAAAUGCUCAGAUUUCCGACACCGUUUUCAAAUAUUCUUGCUCAGAAACGUGCUGUUGCAAGAGCAAUGAUGACGUCGAUGUCUGCACGACCAAAAAAGCCUUUUCCCGUUAAUCACGAUAAUUACCCUCGAAACAACACCCGCAAUUAUCUAGCGCCACCCGCGUCAUUCAGUCGCAAAGCUCCUGUUCCGGAAACAUCCUUUAGUCCGUUUCUUGAUCUGUUUGCGCCUGGUUAUCAGAAUUUUUUUGAUCCGGCAGCUUCGCAGAAAUUAGCGACCGCAUUCCCGAAUCAAUACCAGUCUCACACACAACACGAAAAUGGACGCGCUGGUUGUCUGCCUUUGGCUACUGAUUUACGGAUAAACCUAGAGAAACAAGCUGCAACCCCUCUGGAAAUUGAUCACCAAUUCGACGGUGAGGAUCCAUCGCGUCUACUGAAGCAGCAAGCCAGUAUAAAAGAGACAGAUGCAGAAACUGACGAUUUAUCGGAUGAGAUGCCGUUUUAUAAAUCGUGUGGGCUGACUAUAAACGACCAUGUCGAUUCUGUAAGCCCCGCUCCUGCUUCGAAUUCGUCGGUCACAGAGAGCGAAAAAAGUGCGCCCGAGCUUCCCCCUGGUCACGGACAGUAUUCCAGUAUAAACUUGCCAAAACCAACCACUCCAUUAUACGCUCCACAACACGACGCAACAAAAAAGCGCAUUAUUUUGAAAGUGAAGAAAAUAAAGCCAAAUGCUGUUAGUUGUGAUUUUGGCAGUGCAUAAGUAGCAGUUAGACAGCAAUGGCAGAUUUAAUUACUUACUCACCGGUGUCGCAUCCACUGUAUAAAUAUACGAUACGCGUAUGUUCAGCGUCCUGGUGAUAAUGGCACAUGCGCUGGUCAAACUCAAAAUUAAUGUCAAAAACCACUGAACGGUUUUAAUUUUUUAUAUCUUGCUGUAUUUGGUUUGUUAAUGUAUAGCAUCAACUCUGUAUUUACCUAUUUUGCGUGGUUUAUACUGUAUACGAGUAGGCUUCAACGCUUGGUGUACUUCAGUACUAGGAGUGCCAUUGUUACUGGUAUUCUACAUAUCCCAUCGUUCGUUGCAAGACCUGUUGUCCUUUCAGAACUUCUUGUUGGCGAAGAAAACCAAA
Paramacrobiotus metropolitanus is the source of this 4776-nucleotide messenger RNA. RefSeq lists its product as uncharacterized. The transcript is spliced from 5 exons. Lineage: Eukaryota; Metazoa; Tardigrada; Eutardigrada; Parachela; Macrobiotidae. The record is from RefSeq and is a predicted model, not a curated record. Bases 1503 to 4406 code for a protein of 967 amino acids.